CCUGGGGGCGGGGCCAGGAGCCGGAGGUGCCGGGGGAGGAGGCUGUCGUGGGGGCCGGCUUGGAGUGGGAUUCGGCCCACGGCGCUGACCGAGUGCUGGGUCGACGGCCGUCGGGCACCCGGGUCUGCGCGCACCGCUACUCCGGGUCGCCCCGGCCGAGGCGCUGGCCGUGGGAGACCUCAGGAAGGGCUCGGGCUGCCAGGCCGGGCGCCAUGUCCAUGGAGGACCCCUUCUUUGUGGUGAAAGGAGAGGUACAGAAAGCAGUCAACACUGCCCAAGGAUUGUUUCAGAGAUGGACGGAGCUCCUUCAGGGCCCCUCUGCUGCGACAAGGGAGGAAAUCGACUGGACCACCAACGAGCUGAGGAACAACCUACGCAGCAUAGAGUGGGAUCUGGAGGACCUCGACGAGACCAUCAGCAUAGUCGAAGCAAAUCCUAGAAAAUUCAACCUGGAUGCAACUGAAUUGAGCAUAAGAAAAGCCUUCAUCACAAGUACUCGGCAAAUUGUCCGGGACAUGAAGGAUCAGAUGUCGGCUUCCUCUGUGCAGGCAUUGGCCGAAAGGAAAAACAGACAGGCACUGCUAGGAGACAGCAGCAGCCAGAACUGGAACGCUGGUGUGACGGAUCGCUACGGGCGCCUUGAUCGAGAGCUGCAGCUAGCCAACUCUCAUUUCAUCGAGGAGCAGCAGGCACAGCAGCAGUUGAUUGUGGAACAGCAGGAUGAGCAGUUGGAGCUGGUCUCUGGCAGCAUCGGGGUGCUGAAGAACAUGUCCCAGCGCAUCGGAGGGGAGCUGGAGGAACAGGCAGUGAUGCUGGAUGAUUUCUCUCACGAGCUGGAGAGCACUCAGUCUCGACUGGACAAUGUGAUGAAGAAACUUGCAAAAGUGUCUCACAUGACCAGUGAUCGGCGCCAGUGGUGUGCCAUAGCCAUCCUCUUUGCAGUCCUGUUGGUCGUGCUGAUCCUCUUCCUAGUGCUGUGAUGAUGGCCCUCCUCAGGCCCUUGUGCACGCGGACCGAGGGGAGAGGGGAAGCUCGCACUCCGCCACGGACAUUCCUCUCCCAGAAACACGCCUCUGCCCUGCUUCCUCUGUGUGACUCCACCACCGAGACGGCCCUCUCUCCCAGCGCUGGAAGGGCAAGCUUGGAAGAGGAAGAGGUGACUGCACUCCUGGCUACAUAGCAGAAGCCCCGGCUGCCCUUUCUUCCUGAGGACAGCUAGCCACUGCUUUGCCUUACUGGACCUGGCUCCUUGAGGAAGGAAGGACUCAGAGUCAUCAGAAGAAACUAUGGACUCACUCACUCACUCUGUCACUCAUUCUGUUGGUCUCUGGCAGCCUUUCCUUCUUCUCAGACCCUUUCCCUGCUUCAAUGGGUGCCACUGUCCCUUCAAAAGAAAUCUGGCAAGAAUGAGGGCAUCUAGGGAUAUACAUUUCCCAUUGCUGUUGCAUUUCUUAGACCCAAGAGCUGGCUGAGGACAGAAGCCUCAGAAACGCCUCGUGACAGAAAUGCAGAGCUUCAUUUUGCUGGGCGAGACCUGAGAUUAAAUUGCUCUUCGGGGUGUCUUUGUGGCAGGGUUACGCAACCGGAAGUAGUGAAAUCCCUGGGGGCUUGGGAGUGCUGAUGACAAAUGGCUUCAAUGGACAGGAGCAGUUGAGAGCAGCAGUACCUGCGUUGGUCCAGCUUAUCGAGGGGCUGGUGGCGUCUCCAGAGGCCAGGCCAGACCUGCCGACUUGCUCUGUCCCAGGGCCUUCUCCCAGAGGUGCGGCCUGCGUAUUUAGCGUGCCCCUCCACACAGUGUGGGACAGCAUAGCAGCACUCUGCUGGGUGGGACAUGCCUCCUCCUUGAUGCUGUUGUGAUGGCACAUUCAUUAUGUUCGUGCAGAAACUAUCCUGACACAAAGGCUGGUUCUGGACCAGAGGUCCCUCACUCUGUGAGUAACAGCAUGGAUGGGUAAGAGAACCUGAGACUCUGGUCUCUGAGAUGACAGCUUGACUUCAUCCUCCGUUUGAAUAACUGAGCCAGUCCAAAUUCACUGACAGAUGGUUUAUUGGGUUGAAGUAGCUGAAACCGCUGACACUAAACUUCAGGCACUGGUGACUUCUUAGAUGCCUCAGAUGUGCGCACACAUGAGGGAUUUUUUUAUAACAUCCCUGACGUAUAAUCUGGUAUUAAAGUAGCUGUCAGGGCCAGAGCCAGCCUUUCACAAGGGAGGCUACGCUCAGUCUUCUGUGCUGGGAAGAGCAGCAUCUGGACAGCUUGACCUUUGACCUCCCUUGCUUUGCCUUUCUGUGCAUUCCUUAGCACGCUGACUUUUAAAAAAAUCCUGGGUUGUUCAUAUUCCUUGGGAUUUUGAUUUUUGGGUCCCUAUUUUGUUUUGUUUUGUUAUUCCCAAUGAUGUGCUUGCCCGGCUAACUUUUAAAUUGCACUUUUAAAUAAAUAUUUGUAACAAUUUUUAAAAGAA
Meriones unguiculatus (Mongolian gerbil) is the source of this 2462-nucleotide messenger RNA. RefSeq names its product syntaxin 6 (gene Stx6). Gene Ontology annotation, cellular component: membrane. NCBI's taxonomy places the organism in Eukaryota, Metazoa, Chordata, Mammalia, Rodentia, Muridae. Gene Ontology annotation, biological process: Golgi vesicle transport; intracellular protein transport. The transcript is spliced from 8 exons. Gene Ontology annotation, molecular function: SNAP receptor activity. The coding region runs from base 213 to 980 and encodes 255 amino acids. The record is from RefSeq and is a predicted model, not a curated record.